GUCGAGGGCGCUUGGAGGCGACGGCGGCGCGGGCGGGUCGGUUAAACGGACGCGGCGGCGGAGCGAGCUGCGUGUCCCUCUUGCUCUGCACCACGCCCGCUCCGUUCCGCACAGAGCCGGUCCCGCGGCGCCCGCCAAAGUGGCAAUCAUGAGUGACCGAAAGGCAGUGAUUAAGAAUGCGGACAUGUCGGAAGAGAUGCAGCAAGAUGCUGUGGAGUGCGCGACUCAGGCCUUGGAGAAGUACAACAUUGAGAAGGACAUUGCUGCUCACAUAAAGAAGGAGUUUGACAAGAAAUACAAUCCCACUUGGCACUGCAUCGUGGGAAGGAACUUUGGCAGCUACGUGACUCAUGAGACCAAGCACUUCAUCUACUUCUACCUCGGCCAAGUCGCUAUUCUCCUUUUCAAGUCUGGUUAGAACCACGGACUGUUACUGAAACUUGCACCCGGUUACAGGACUGUGUGCUGACUCCUCUGACUAGUUACUGCAGCCUUCCUGAGGACGCAGACCUUGAUCUUCAAGGGCAAUGGCAGGGAUUAUGCUAUAGCAGAUGAUGUUACAAUGUGGAUAUAAAAAGGAAAAAUACCAAAAAAGUCUUCCUUGUAUUUAUUUUUUUUCAGAAGGCUGCUUCUUUGCUAGUAGAGCUGUUGGAGCAGUUUUGCCUUUGAGAGUUUUAUAGCCAUCUACAGUAUUGCCCAAUUACUGCUUGUGCUAUGUAAGUACUGAUGGUGUUUAGCUCUUUCUGUUCCAAACCUCUCUUGUUCUUACGAUUUGUUUUUUGAUACUUUCCCCUCUUGUGUUGCCGGAUGUGCUGCCCCAAACCUGAGCUGUUUCUUUCUUUGCUGCUGCCCCUUGGAGCGCCGCCCUGGAAAUAAAGGACGAGAUCUGCCCCC
Molecule: messenger RNA, 894 nt
Organism: Chroicocephalus ridibundus (black-headed gull)
Lineage: Eukaryota; Metazoa; Chordata; Aves; Charadriiformes; Laridae
Product: dynein light chain 1, cytoplasmic-like
Exons: 3
Coding region: 149-418 (89 amino acids)
Biological process (GO): motile cilium assembly; intraciliary retrograde transport
Cellular component (GO): cytoplasmic dynein complex
Molecular function (GO): dynein intermediate chain binding
Source: RefSeq, a predicted model, not a curated record